Molecule: messenger RNA, 1491 nt
Organism: Benincasa hispida (wax gourd)
Lineage: Eukaryota; Viridiplantae; Streptophyta; Magnoliopsida; Cucurbitales; Cucurbitaceae
Source: RefSeq, a predicted model, not a curated record
AGUCUUUGGAUUCCUUUGAAAAUUAAGAGGCUGCUCAAAAAAAAAAAAAAAAAGAAAAAAAAGAAAAAAAAGAAAAAAGAAAACUUUGAUCCUCUUCAUGAUCAUGAUCUCUAUUUUACGAGUGUUGGUUUUAAUUUUUUUUGACUUUUGUGUUGAUUUCUUUCUCAAUAAGAGAAGGAAGGGUCUUGCCUAUUUGAAACAUAAGUAAAUUAAAUCUCUCUCCCUUUUCUUAGCUCAAGGUUUUGAGGUUCAAAACUUCUCAAAAUCGUUUUCUUUUUUAAUUUUAUUUUUUGGUUCUAAAUUUUGAGAUCGAGAGAAAUAUGGGUAGAACUCCAUGUUGUGAUAAAGCAAAUGUGAAGAAAGGGCCAUGGUCUCCUGAAGAAGAUGCAAAGCUUAAAGAUUACAUUGAAAAACAUGGAACUGGAGGCAACUGGAUUUCUCUCCCACAAAAGGCUGGUUUGAAGAGAUGUGGGAAAAGUUGUAGAUUGAGAUGGUUAAAUUAUUUGAGACCUGAUAUCAAACAUGGUGAUUUUUCUGAGGAAGAAGAUAGAAUAAUUUGCAAUCUCUAUACUACCAUUGGAAGCAGGUGGUCAGUAAUUGCAGCACAAUUACCAGGAAGAACAGACAACGAUAUAAAAAACUACUGGAACACGAAAUUGAAGAAAAAACUAAGUAGUCCUCAAGGGACAAUGGUGCCCCAAUAUAUUCAACCUUCAACAAAUUCAUCUUCAUCUUCUUCUUCACCAUCUUCAUACUCAAAUAAUGGGCCCUUGAUUUCCACCUUUUUAGAACCCAUCUCAUUCUCAUCCAAUCUUCUUCUAAACCCCACCACCAAUAAUAACAAUAGUGCCACUCCAAUAUUCCAUUAUCAACUCUCUCAAGAUCAAAGCUUUAUGAUGAGUCCAAUGGUAGGAGCUGAAAAUAGUAAUUUUCAUGUGAAAUUAGAUGAUCAUAGGUUGCUUGUGUUUGGAGGGGAUCAAGGGAGUAGUAGCUCAUCGGACGUCGAGUACGGGGGCGCCGGAGUCGAGGAGAAGAGGAGAUCAUCAUCUUCAUCUUCAUCAAUGAGUUUUGUAGAGUGCUCUAGAGUUGUGAAUGGAUGGAAUAAUGAGAGGCAAUUAGAAGAUCAAGGGAUGUGGAAUAAUAAUAUGGAAAAUAAUUAUAGUCCAUUUAUGGAUUAUGGGCUUGAGGAAAUUAAGCAGCUGAUUAGUUCUAAUAACUGCACCACCAAUGUUCUUUUUUGAUGAAACUACCACAUUGAUGAUCAAACUUUUGGAUGCUCUGUGUGUGUGUGUGUUUUUUUAUUGUAAAUGAUACUCUUCUUUUUUUUCUUUUUUUUUUUUUCUUUUUUUUUUUUUGUAUUUUCUUUUAGGGAAAUGGUGUAUAUAUAUGUUGGAAGUACAGUUUAUAUAUAAUCAUGAUCAGCACUGAUUUUCUUUUUUGUUUUUUAUGCUAGGUUUUCAAUUUGAUUCAUGAGUUAAUUGAUUUUUAGUU